Messenger RNA from Caenorhabditis elegans, 709 nucleotides. It is a transcript of the gene lys-6, whose product is annotated as LYSozyme. Gene Ontology annotation, molecular function: hydrolase activity; hydrolase activity, acting on glycosyl bonds; lysozyme activity. The record is from RefSeq and is marked reviewed. The transcript is spliced from 2 exons. Lineage: Eukaryota; Metazoa; Nematoda; Chromadorea; Rhabditida; Rhabditidae. Gene Ontology annotation, biological process: cytolysis; cell wall macromolecule catabolic process; defense response to bacterium. The coding region runs from base 13 to 657 and encodes 214 amino acids.
UAGAUUCAAAAUAUGAAGCUCCUCGUCUCAACUCUUAUCUUAAUCAGUGCAGUCAGUGCCGUCAGAAAUGGAAUUGAUUUCAUUCAGCCAGUAUCUGUUGCUACAUUCACUUGUGUUAAAAAUGCAGGAUAUUCUUUCGUAAUUCCAAGAGUUUUUACUUCUGUUGGAACAGUUGAUCAUACUGGAAUUCAGAAUGUGGCCAACGCAAGAGCAGCUGGCCUCACUGAUGUCGAUGGAUACAUCUUCCCUUGCCUAAAAUCGACUUGCGCAUCUGCUGCUAACCAAGUUAAGGCGUCUCUUGAUGCAGUUAAGGCUGCUGGAACUAAGAUCUCCACUCUAUGGCUUGAUAUUGAACGUCUCAAUUGGCCAGCUGAUCAUGCUAGCAACCGUGCAUUCAUUGAAGCAAUGGUCAGUGAAGCAAAGGCUUAUGGACAACAAGUUGGAAUCUACAGUAACUAUUACAAUUGGCAAGAUAUUGUUGGAUUGGAUUAUCAUGGACAAUCUAGUUUGAUGCUUUGGUGGGCUGCAUACGAUGGAGUCAAGGAUUUCUCGAAGUUUGCUGCUUUUGGAGGAUGGUCAUCACCGACAAUUCAUCAAUGGGAAGGAACUACUGCUGGACCAUGUGGGGUCUCUGUUGAUAUGAACUAUGUUCCGUAAAUAGUCACUCGAAAUGUAUUCGUGUAUUUCAAAUAAAGUAUUGAAAUAUUUU